Messenger RNA from Rhipicephalus sanguineus (brown dog tick), 5480 nucleotides. It is a transcript of the gene ptc, whose product is annotated as protein patched-like. Gene Ontology annotation, cellular component: plasma membrane. The record is from RefSeq and is a predicted model, not a curated record. Gene Ontology annotation, biological process: smoothened signaling pathway. NCBI's taxonomy places the organism in Eukaryota, Metazoa, Arthropoda, Arachnida, Ixodida, Ixodidae. Gene Ontology annotation, molecular function: hedgehog family protein binding; hedgehog receptor activity; smoothened binding.
ACGUGGGGCCGACAGUGGCGCUCCUCCGGACAACAGCGGCGCCGCUCGGCACUCGCGUUGAGCGUGUGUGGUUUUGUAAUGGAGAUGGCUGUCGGUUGAAAUUCCCGGGGUCGAGGAGCUAGCGGCUUCUCGGCCGCCCUUGUGUUUUUCAGUAACAUCUUUUCCGGAUACGUGGUUACGGCUCGGUGGGAGAACAGUAUUGCCCGUCCGUGUGACUGUGUGCUUGGCAAGCGUGGGGUUCGGGGCCCGUGUUUUUGUGUGCGCGUGUGUGUGCGGCCUCGGGUUUUUUUCUCUUCGCGUUCGGUUAGCCGCGAGCUCGUUACCCGUGUGAACAUCGUUUAUGUGUUCGAUGCGAGACCUGAGAAACUCUGGCGCCAGCGCGCAACAAUGUCGAAUACCGACGAGAGACGUCGGACAUUUUUGAGUUGGGCGAGAUGAGCCCCAGGUCAACAUCGUCGUACUGCAGGAGACACGAUCUUGGUCUUCUGACGCGCACAAGUUGGACGGAUGCUCGCACCGCGGUUCGCCAGAUUGAGAAGGGCCGCGCCAGUGGUGGCCGCUGGUCACUGCUCCUGCGCGGCCAACUUCAGGGACAGCUUGUGCAGCUGGGCCGGUUCAUCGACCGCAAUGCGGGCAAGGUGCUCUUUGUCGGACUUCUGGUGCUCGCCACGUUCUGUGUGGGCCUCAAGUCAGCCCACCUGGAGACGGACGUUCACAACUUGUGGGUGCAACGCGGUGGACGACUCGAGCGUGAGCAGGCGUACGUGCGGUCGACGCUGGGCGAGGGCGCGGGCACCAGUAGCCAGCUAAUGAUUCAGACAGCGCCCCCGGGUGGGGAUCUCCUGAGGAGGCCCGAGGCGCUGCUGUCCCACCUCGAUGCCCUCUCCCGGGCCACCCAAGUCACCGUGGACAUGUACGAGCUCACCUGGCGGCUUAAGGACCUGUGCUACGCUCCCAGCUUCCCCACAUUUGACGAGAGCUACGUGGACGACAUGCUUGAGAAGCUGUUGCCCUGCAUCAUCGUCACACCCCUCGACUGCUUCUGGGAAGGGUCCAAGCUCCUUGGGCCCGAGAUUCCGGCUCACAUCCCGAUCUUAGGUUUUGGUGUACAAUGGACGGACCUCAACCCGCAGCGUUUAGUCGGCGAGAUCCAGAAAGUGGCGACUUUUGGUGGCUCCUUCCCGUUCGACACCAUUCAAGAUUUCAUGCGGAGGGCGGGCAUCACGUCAGCAUACCAAGAGAAGCCGUGCUUGGACCCCAGUGACCCCCGCUGCCCGGAAACCGCGCCCAACAAGCGUUCGGGACGGGCACCCGACAUUGGUGCACAGCUCACGGGCGGCUGCUACGGUUUCGCGACGAAGUACAUGCACUGGCCCGAAGACCUUAUCGUUGGAGGUGUUCAGAAGAACCGGUCUGGCCACAUAGUUCGGGCAGAAGCAUUGCAGUCGGUUGUUCAGCUGAUGGCAGAGCGCGACAUGUACCACUACUGGAAAGGCCACUAUCGGAUGGCUCACCUCGACUGGACCAUGGACAAGGCACGCUCCAUCCUCGAGGCCUGGCAGCGUAAAUUUGCAGAGGAAAUUCUGCGAGAGGACGCGUCAUUCGAGUACCGCAACACAACGCGGCGUCCGAUCGGCGAUCUGCACGUGUUCACUGCGACUUCACUCGCGGACGUCAUGAAGGACUUUUCGCAAGUGAGCCCGGUUCGCGUGGCACUCGGCUGCCUGCUGAUGGUCGUCUAUGGCUGCAUAUCAGCGUGGGCGGCCGCCGCUCGCGACAAUCCUUGGGGCAGUGCAAUCCUGGGCACUGUCGGGGUCCUCCUGGCCGUGGCUGCGGUCGGCGCUGGCCUCGGCCUGUGCGCCCUGCUUGGCUUACCAUUCAACGCGGCCACCACUCAGGUGCUGCCAUCGCUGGCGCUGGGUUUGGCCCUGGACACUCUAUUCCUGCUUGAUCAAGCUUACAGGCAGGGAGCCUAGGAGUCGGCCCCCUGUUCAUUCAAACUUUGUGCUUCCCAGGUGCUGAAGUGCGUCGGGCCCAGCGUGCUGUUGGCAUGGGCUGGUACGGCUGGCGCAUUUUGCGCAGCUGCACUGAUCCCCGUGCCGGCACUCCGGGCUUUCGUGCUCCAGGCUGCCGUGCUGCACACCUUUGGCACAGCCACCAUGCUCCUCUUGUUUCCGGCUGCAGUCAGCGUGGACCUCAGGCGAAGCCGGCACAGCUGGCAACAGUGCUGCUCAGCCGAACAUGCGACAGUUGUAGUGGCUGCUGAAGGGGACUCGCAAGCUCGAUCCACUGCCAGGCCAGCAACAGUAGUAGCAGUUGGACCCAUGGAAACGUGGGUGGGCACAGAUGCUGCUCGGGUGGUCGACAUGAAGCAGGACGAGAGGCAGUGCUGGUGGUCCCUGGACUACUUCGCCAGCCACUACUAUGCACCUCUGUUGCAGCAGGCACCGGUGAAAGUUCUGACUAUGUUGGGCCUGGUGGCACUCCUGGCGGCAUCCGGUUGGGGCACCCUGCGUGCGGAUGAAGGCUUGGACUUGGCUGAGGUGGUGCCUGGUGGCAGCCGCGAGCAGGCUUUCCUGAAGGCGCAGAGUCACUACUUUGGGUUCUUCCACAUCUUCGCCAUAACACGGGGAAACUUCGAGUAUCCGACCAAGCAGAGGCUCCUGCUGGAGUUUCAUGAGGCGUUCACUUCAAUCGAGCACAUCAUCAAGAACGACGACGGGGGCCUACCCGACUUCUGGCUCACACUCUUCAGGGACUGGCUACGAGGCCUGCAAAAAGCGUUUGACCGCGACUGGGAGCGAGGCUGCAUCACACGCGAGCAGUGGUUCCCAAACGCCUCGGACGAAGGGGUCCUCGCCUACAAGCUUCUCGUGCAAACGGGUCGGCCAGACAACCCCAUCGACAAGAAACUCAUCCCCAAGGGACGACUUGUCGACGAUGAAGGGCUCGUCAACCCCAAGGGCUUCUACAACUACCUCUCGGCGUGGGCGUCGAACGAUGCGCUUGCCUACUCGGCCUCGGAGGCCAACCUCCGCCCUGAACCGCGGCAGUGGAUACACUCGAGGCAGGAUGUCGAACUGCGCGUCCCCAAGUCGGCGCCGCUCGCCUACGCCCAAAUGCCUUUCUACCUCCGCGGUCUGCGCAACAGCGGCGAGGUGUCGCGAGCCCUUGAGAGUGUGUGGGCGCUGUGUGCGCGCUUCGAGGCUCGGGGACUCCCCAACUUCCCUCGUGGAGCCCCCUUCGCCUUCUGGGAGCAGCACCUGCGGCUCCGGAUCCACCUGAUGGCGGCUCUGGCUCUGGCUUUGGCUGCCGUGUUUCUGGUGCUCGCGCUUGCCCUCCUCAACCUCUGGGCUGCCUGCUUCCUCGUGCUCGUCCUCGCGAGCUUUGUCCUCGAACUCUUUGGUGCGAUGGGCUUCCUUGGCGUGCGGCUCAGCGCCAUCCCCGCCGUCCUCCUUGUGCUGGCCGUCGGCAUCGGUGUACAGUUCACAGUUCAUGUGACAAUCUCGUUUCUGACAGCCAUCGGCAGUAGGAGCCGCCGAGUCUCACUGAGCCUCGAAUGGAUGUUCACGCCCGUGGUGCAUGGUGCGGUGUCGACGCUGUUGGGUGUGCUCGUGCUGGCGUCAUCCGAAUUUGACUUUAUCGUCAGGCACUUCUUCUAUGUGUUGUCGGCCCUGGUGUUUCUGGGUCUUCUCAAUGGACUGCUGUUUUUGCCGGUGCUGCUCUCUCUGAUGGGACCGCCUGGCGAGUUGGUGCCUCAAAGUCGUGGGGAUCGCAUAGCGACGCCAUCGCCAGAAGCAUCCCCCGAGCCUCCGCAGCGAGCGAUAAGGCCGCCGCGUACGUUUGGGCGUCCCGUCGCCGGUCCGCCGCUCGGUGGUGCAGGCGUGCGACGUCAUCCGUGGGCCGACUCGCUGAGCACGAUAUCGGAAGAGCCGCCCUCGUACCACUCGUGCUCUUCCUCGCACGAGAUUGUUCUGCACCCUGAAGUGGUCGUCGAGACCACCACGGUGACCACGAGCAACGGCACUACAGAGACCACUACGAGAAACACGGUGGACUCCGGUGACCGGUCGUCGUCGGCGCAGAGCAGCAACAGCAGCGGCAGCGGUUCGAGCAGCCGCUCGUCGACACCAAGCGAGGGCAGCAACGCUCCGACCGUGGUUCAGUCGAGCAGCGACUGCAGUGUGCAACCGGGGGGAGGGGCCACCACGAACGUCACGACCAAGGUCACUGCCAAGGUCAAAGUGGAGCUACACGCACCUGUUCAUGCCUCUGAACGCAGUCACAAGCACAGGCGGCGGCGAGACAGUAGCUGCUCUCGCGACUGCAAGUUUUGACGGAGAAGUCUCGUCGUUCCGCUGCUCAAGGUUGUGGCAGCCAGUAUUUAUUACCCCUAGGGACUGCUGUACAUAUAGGCACCUGUGUGUGGUGGGUGGCCCUGCAUAUUGACUAACUACCUCAAAGUGAAAGCGUCCCAUAUUCCUCACUCCCCACACAGCAUCAUACGGGUACAAGUCUUCUUCUCAGCUACUCUUCGAUUGACGACAGAUUCAUUAGAAAUGGCCACAGUAGCGACGCGUCUUUGCGUAAGGAGGAAAGCCCUGCAGUGCGUACCGUGUGCUUGGAGCGAGUGAUCAUGAAGAGAGCCAUCAACUUCAACUGGACCGACGGCGAUGGGAGCUGUUCAUCUGCUCAAGGAACUGUUGUGCUUGCUGCCAGACUGUAGCCCACAUUUUUUUUUUUAACUAGAAGGAAGAGUAUUCCCUUCUAUCACAGUCGAGGCACUCAGAAGCAAGUGGAAAAUGCCUAACACUGCCAUGUCAUCGAUGUCUGCUCAGUGAACAUUUAUGCGUGUUAAGGACUGCGAAACUGUGUCUGGACAGUCGAAUUGGUGGCCUCGGUUUUGCCAGUGUUUGUCAGUGCAUUAACACAAAUGAUUUGCCCACGUGCUUUUUUUUUACUUCUACCAAAGAUGGCCCGCCUUCUUUUUUUAUUAGGUGUCGAUUUCGCGGGCAUUUUGUCUUUGGCAGCGUCGGUUGCUACAGGAAGUGAAGCUGCUGACAAUUCGGGUCUUUCUAGUUACAUAGUAUAGCUUACUGCAACGCUAAGCGUUAUUACCUGGACAGUUUCUCUCUAUUCCCCGUCCCCAUACCCCCCUCUUCAAAUGCCCAUGGCGAAUUUACUAACACCGAAUAUCCUCAGAAGCAUCCAUUGUGUGCACUGUGGACUGGCUUUCAAUUGGAUGCAUACGAGCCUCGCAAAAUUGGCGUAGAGCUUUUACGAUCCUGUCCUGCACGAAACGCAAAUAGCGUGACAGAGUGUCCACACGAUUGCGGUGUUGUAGGUGAGAAAUACUAUGACGUUGUAGUAGAAUUUAUUUAUUUUUCUGACUCUAGUGAGGGCUCUGUUGUUCAGGCCUCCCUAGCAUUGUUACUCUUUGAAAUUAUGUGGGACCACUGACUCGUUCUCUCAAUUAUUUU